AUGCCCGAAACGCGCAUUCUACUGACUGGAGCCACUGGAUACAUCGGUGGCUCUAUUCUGACUGCCCUGUUGAACUCCACCGAUCCCCAUGUAAAAACAUGCAAGAUAUCUGCCCUUGUCCGAAAGAGAUCACAGGCAGACAUCCUUCAGCAGAAAAACGUCAACGCCGUCGUCUUCGACGGGCUUGAUGACCUUGAUACACUGAGAACUGUCGCAAGUGAGCACGACAUCGUCAUUAAUGCUGCUCUCUCAUACCACACUCCUGCUGCGGAGGCACUGCUCCGUGGUCUUGAGGAUCGCCGCAAGAGUUCCGGAAAACAAGUACACUUCAUCCACACCUCCGGCACAUCAAACCUAGCAGACCUCCCCAUCUCCGGCGCCUAUACCGAGUCCGCAGUCUUCUCCGACAAAAGCGACAUCUACGCCUACAUGCGGUAUCGCCAGAGCAUCAAGUCUUAUAUCCAGCGCACAUCCGACCUCCUCGUCUGCGAGCAAGGCGAGACAUCCGACGUUAAGACAUACAUCAUCAUGCCCCCCUUAAUCUACGGCGAAGGAACAGGCUUCUUCAACCGCCGCUCCGUCCAGAUUAACACCAUUAUGCGCGCUGCACUGCGGGACGGGUAUGCCUCGCGCAUCGGCAGUGGCGAGCACGAGUUGGAUCACGUCCAUAUCCUGGAUCUAGUGCUGUUCUAUGAACUGAUGGUUAUCCGUAUCCUGGAGGGGUAUAGCCUUGAUAUACAUUGUAAAGGGAUUUACUUCUGCCAGACGGGGCACCAGAGCUGGGGGGAGAUCUCGGAGCGUAUUGCGAGGGUUGGUUAUGCGCUGGGGUUUCUGAAAAGUUAUACGGUGCGUCAGAUUACGCUGCAGGAUGCGGCCGAGAAGUUUUGGAAAGGGUGGCCGUUGGAGGCGCUCGAGCCGGGGUUGGCUGCGCGGUCGAGAACUCAUGCUGAUAUGGCUUGUGAGCUUGGGUGGAGGCCGAAGAAGAGUAGGGAGAAUUUCGAAAAUUGUUUUGCGGAUGAGUGGGUUUCGGUCGUGAAUGAGGGUUGA
Molecule: messenger RNA, 1047 nt
Organism: Aspergillus versicolor CBS 583.65
Lineage: Eukaryota; Fungi; Ascomycota; Eurotiomycetes; Eurotiales; Aspergillaceae
Exons: 3
Coding region: 1-1047 (348 amino acids)
Source: RefSeq, a predicted model, not a curated record